Molecule: messenger RNA, 10818 nt
Organism: Doryrhamphus excisus (bluestripe pipefish)
Lineage: Eukaryota; Metazoa; Chordata; Actinopteri; Syngnathiformes; Syngnathidae
Source: RefSeq, a predicted model, not a curated record
AUAAAAUACAGCAAAAAUUGGCAUAUUUCACACAUAGUUGCUUAAUGGUGAUUAAUUGUAAUUAAUCAAUUUGAAAACGGUGGUAAAUUGAUAAUUGUUUAAAAACAUUUGACAGCCCUAGUGGUUUUUAAAUGAUGUGACCAAACUAAAAAACAACAGUGUGCCAAGGAGACAAAAUGGCGACCCCCACAGUUCCCUACGUUUACGAACCAGCUGGUGCCACUAGCUGCCUGCAUUGAACUGAUUAUUGUCCAAUUUGAUGCCAUUUAUGAGAGUUUAAAGUUUACCCGACUCGGCUACUUCUGCAAUGGGAACUCCCUGUUCAUGAGCCAUGAACCCCAGCACAGAGAAGACGGCGAAGCCAGCCACCACACUGGUACCACUGUUGAGUAAACACAGCCACAAGGAGUCUCUGUAACACACAAAGACACUUUUAAUGUAUCACUUGUGUUUUACAACCGGGCUUAUAACUCUUGCCAGGUUGUGCUUCCAUACAGUUGUAAUCAGUGAUGCUCAAAUGAAUCCUGACGAUAUGGGGGGCGAAUUGGUUAAUGUCUGACCUGUAUACGCACUAAAAUGUGAUUUUGGUGUAAUUUUUACAUAAACACAACGCCAAACAUGAUUGGUUUUACAUUUAUAUACGUCUCUAUUCACUCGCGAUGUUAUUGUAAGGUAAACCGAAGGAACAAGUGUUAAUUUGAACUGUACUUUUGUGCAUCGUCCUUAGGGGGCGCCAGAAACGCCAUGCUAUUCAAUAUCACAGGCAACAGUAUAUAGAGUACAUUUAGAUUAUUUAUAGUUUUCUGAAUGUGUAUGAAAAACAUACAUGCAAAUCAAAUUAUAUCAAAAUGCAUCUGAAAAAAUACAGUUUCAAUCUUAAUUAUUUAACUUUCAGUGUCAAAGAUUCAAAUUAAGUACACUGCAGAUUUCCUGCAAGCGCUGUAUUGUAAAAAUCUCCAUCUCUCUAUAUCUCACAAAAUAAUAAACGAUGCUCAGCUUUGCCAAACAAUUUCAGAAAGAUAUUUGUUAAAUUAAGUGUUUAUUCAUAUCGAAUAUCUUGCCCAGCAUCUCAUGAGAUUAUGCAUGUGUGGCUAAUAUUGUGCAUGAUCAGGGUAUAUUUUAUUCAGUCAUUCGUUCAUUUUCUACCGCUUAUCCUCACGAGGGUCGCGGGGGUGCUGGAGCCUAUCCCAGCUGUCGUAGGGCGAGAGGCGGGGUACCCCCUGGACUGGUCGCCAGCCAAUCACAGGGCACAUAUAGACAAACGGGUACAUUUCAGUUGUAUGUUACUGCUUCCUUGGGACACUUACUUGUAGCAGUUGUUGUCGUAAGUGUUAUAGCUGCCCAAUACAAUGAGAGUGCCCACACCAAUGCUGUAUGAGAAGAAAAUCUGGGCGCCGGCCUCCAUCCAUACCUGUCAAAAAUCCCACCCACAUCCAAAUGAGUGUGUGUUUUGCUCUUUGCGGUGUGCCCUCACCACUGUCUAACCCCGCUUACUUGAGGGUCCGUGAGUCGCGACACUUCUGGCAGAAGAUAGAACACCACCCCUUGUCUGGCUCCAGGAAGAGAUAAUCCACGGAUCAAAAGGAUGAGCAGCAUGACAUACGGGAAGGUUGCGGUGAAAUACACAACCUGGAAAGGAGCAUGGGGGGUUGCAUGUGUUUAAUGAGGUGUUGCACGUCUGCUGAAACUUUCCAGACUUUACCUUUCCGGUAGAUUUAACUCCUUUCCAGAUGCAGAAGUAACAUAUGAUCCACAUACCGAUGAGGCACAGAAGCACCUCCCACCUGAUGCUUCCGAUCUCAUCAAUGCCCCUUGAUAUGUUCAACACUCUACGUCUGUAAAUAUAUGUCGUGUCCUGUAACAACUGCAUUUGGAUAAUAUUAGUCUAUGUGUUUAUUUUCCAUACUCCCAGAAUUCUGUAGCUGCUGAUGUCCCGUUGGUGUGGUUGCUGCCCCCCAAAGUGUGAUUCUUUGUCUUGAAGUCCACACAAUCCACUAACAAGUGUUCCAGUCGUUGUCACAGGUGCUCCAGGGCAGCUGGGAGCUAAAGGAGAACAGCAGAUAAAAGAGAGCCCAGGACAGAAUAACGAUUUUGUACGUGUGUUACUCACCUUCAGCCAGUGGGCACAGCUUCCUCCAGCAGCAGAAACAUGAUCAGGUGUACCUGAUGAAGUGUCUCGUGUUUUGUUUCACCCUGGCUACUUACCUGUAUCCGGACAUGAGUGGGCUGUACCAUUUCCGUGGCAACCCUCUCCAGCUUGUUUCCCUCGCCAUCACGUCCCGUGAGUCGAACGCAGAAGGGCACUCUAGGAAUGGAGUCCAGCCACCCAACCAGCUCCUCAGCAGCGUAGCUUGAUGAUGGAGAUGAUGCGGAGGAGGAGUUCAACAGCACCUGCUUGAGGCUCUCCCCUUCUGCUCCCAGUAGUGUCACAUGACUGAAAGAAACCUCCUGGUGAGGAGCCAGGCCCAUCACUGCCAGCACCAGGAAGGCAGGAACACCUAUAGGGCUGCCCUCCACUCUGGCCAGUCCAGGGUGCGUCUCAUUGGUUACAGUGGCAAAAUAAUACAGGAAAUCCACAUUGCUGUCAGCUGAGGGGACCAGUCACAUUUGUCACUUAUUUUCUGCCAUUAACUUGUCAAUUUGUAAAAUAAUAGUACCUACUAUGUUGAAUUUUUAAUACCAGUACCUAUUAUGUUGAAUGUUAUGUGUCCAUCAGCCUUGGCUUGCAGGUUCCACUGGCCCGGCUGGAUAGGAGGCAGUAGACGAACACAGUACAGACCAGUGAAGGGCUCUAUAUCAGCCAGGGAGCCUUGCUUGCUCAGCAGAGACUGGCUUUGGCCUUGGAAAAGUUUACCUGAAGGAUCAGUGAGGAUGCAUUCUGUCAGAAGGCCAGUGAUGUGUAAGGUGACGUUUUUUACAGAGCUGUCAACUCGAAAGGAGUGUGAUGACAUCUGGUCCUGGUCCGACUUGACAUGGAGGAGAGUCACCUGGUGAGGACAAAUUAAGACAGUUUAAUUGUUUUGAAAAAUAAUGCUCACAUUUUUUUGGCCACUCAUCCUUGAUUGUUCAUAUUUUAGUUACUUUGUAGUUCAUGAAUAAUGGCAUAAAUGUCAUAAUAGAUUCUUUAAUCUGCAUUUCUAGCCGGAUUUGCACAAAAUCCAUCUGGAGCCAAAACAGGAGCCAAACAUGCGCUGUGAAAAAACUCACGACAAUCUUGUCAACUCAUUGAAAACUGCAGGAGGCCUUCACUCAAAACAGUUUGACUUGUGGUUUCAUCUUACAAAUUAAAUUCAUCACACAGCAAUUUAACAAGAAAACAUUAUCCCGCAGAUAUAUAGAAACAUAUCAAUACAAGUUUAAUAUGUAAAAAAAAUCCUCAUUAUGCUUUUUGUUUGAGAAAAAAAAUUCAUUGUAGGAGUAUGGAAACCAUAGAAAAUGGCACUGCAAUGCUGCUUCUGCCCACCAGAGGUAGCCAAAUGAGCCGGAGUCAAAAGCCUGGGGAUGAAGCUUAUGUUUGCAGCGCCCCGAUGAAGGCAUUGCUCAGGCGCAAUGCCGAAUGAGAAAACUUUUAAAUGUUGUUUUUUUUUUUUAAGUGAGCUCAUAUUAGGAUUUAGAUGUAUGUAUACCUUUUGAGUGUUAAGUUGCCAUGUGACGAAUUUUGUUUUAGUAACGUGUUCUUUGAAACAUGACACCGUGAGUCAAGACUGUUAUGGUAUACUGGUAGAUAUACUGACCUCCUGUGAUUUCCAAUGUGUCAGCAAGCUGGUUGUGAGUGCACUGAUAGCUUAUAAUCUAAACUUGUGAGUGGCACAAUAUUUGAACACUUGGUAGUUGUUCUAAAGUGAAGACAAUGUCACCAGAUUAGAAUUCCUCCAUAAAUUAGCCCCACCGUACGGUUCAAAGUUAAAGAAAAAAGUAGUGGAUUAUGCACUGGAAUUUUCCGGUAAUCCAGAAUAAACAAAAUGGUCUAUAUUUGUCCAAAAUGAGAUUGUCUAAAUGCCUUUAAAUAUGAUGCACUUCCUCCGGGUUGCCUUACCUUGUCAGCCGCUGUGUUGUCCUCCACUAUGGAGGAGACACUGUGGAUGUCAGAGUUGCUAGUGAAUAUUGUCAGUCCUCCAGAUAAAGAGGACAGAGAUGAGUAAAGGGAGAAGCGAUCAGGGGGCAAAGGUUCCCGACUCCUCCUUUUCCUCUUCUUCCUCCUCCUUCCUGAACUCUCAGUGGCAUAUUUGGGGUCUUCAGUCAGGAGAAAGGUCACCUGUGGGAAGAUGGUUUGAAGAGGUGCUUUUCUGUCUUUGAAGUAAUCGUCUUACUUUGCUCUGUUUGGCAAGCGCCAGGGCCUUCACCACGUCAAACAAGUGGGCGUCUUUGGGUGAGGCGUCGGUGAACACGAAGAUCUUGGACAUCGGCGGGCUGUGAGUGAGAGCCAGCUGCAAACAUGCAACAGUUAGUGGGCAAACACUCCUCAGUCAUUUUGAGCUUUGGGUCUAUACCUGGAUGGCUGUGAAGCACAUUUCUGGUUCGUCUCCUCCACCCAGCGCUAGCAGGUUCUCCAUGUGUUGCAUGAACUGGUCGGGGUCAUCUGUCUCGUACAUUGGUCCCACCUCUGCACAUAACAUGAAGCUUAAUGAAUCUAACUUUUAACACAUUUAUUACUUGCUAUGAGCAGUGGCCAUGCUUCAUUCAAGUUUUAUAUUUAAUACAGAGUGGUCAAUUAAUUAUCAGUUGCUUUCUGUCCAGGGUCAUUCAAAUAGUCUAUUGUGUGGGGCCAAAACAUUCUGUUUUAUAUGUGUGGUCUAUGGUCUUAUGAUUGGAUGCAGUGGUUACUGCGUAUGAUGACAACUUUAAUGCAUAUUUUAAUUGCUAACACACUGUUUCUCUUUUUCAAUGUAAUGGUCAUGGUUUUAUUUCAUUUGAACAUGCAUCAGAUUACAAUUGAGUGCAUCACAUAAUCAGUUCACAGUUCCACAUGUCCAAAAGGAGUAGGAAGAAGCAAAGCUUAUUAAAUCCUACCGCUCCAUCUGGUACUUUUACAAUCAGUAACUGUUACAUUUGUUCACUUCCUGCUUUCCUAAUAUAAUUUAAGUACAUUAAGUAAACAAUGUAAUUUUAUUGUAUUUUUUGGGGGGGUAAAAAAAUAUUAUUUGGCUUUUUCAUUUUUUACACACAAUUGUUUUCCUCAACUUGCCACCUCUGAAGGCUUAAUCGCACCCACAACUCUCUCAACCUCUCCACUUCUUGCUCAGCUUGUUCAGGGUUUUGGAGGCUAAUUGUUGAAGUCACUGUUUGGUUGCCUGGCAGCCUAUAGAGAAUUUACAACUACAUUUCUUUCUUUGCAUUCUGCCCAUUCAGACCUUUCUUGUCACAGUUUGCAUGCUUUGGCGUUGGGAGGAGCGCAGGCGUGUUUCUAGGAUUUGAACUUCAAAUGUGCUCAAAACCUGUGGCUGUUGUGUGCCGUAGUGUUUUUUCAGUCAAGUGUACAUUUUACAUGCACAUGUUAAUUCCAUAGCUCAUAUUGUUAACCCAAAUCUAUGGAGAGUAUAAAUACUAUAGGACAAGUUGUGUCCAGGAGGGAUCAAAUGCUCUUGGUUCCAACCCCCUGGCCUUACAGUAGGUUACCCCAAGCAGUGUGCACACUCACCGGGGUCAUGGAAGGGUACCAAUACAAAGGUGCCCGAUUGUCCUGGGAGACUCGCUCGAUUCUGGAUGAUGGCGUGAGCCCGGAGGCGAGCCGCUGUGAUUUCCUCAAACAUGCUUCCUGUGGUGUCCAUGACGAAGACCAGUGCGGGGACCUGCUUCACGCUGAAAAGCCUGCAUUCAAACAUGCAUUUUUUUUCCCUCUUACAGUAUUUUUCAGCCUUUUCUUCGCACGUGAAAGAUUGAGAAGCACCUGAGGAAGGCUUUGUGUCCCACUGUGUCCCUGAGGUCUCGCAGUACAGUCAGCGUGGCUUCAGAUGCCAGCAUGGCGGCUUCCACGUGGAGGUAAUGAUGAGGGGAGAAGACAGGCGAGGUGCUGUCCUUGUUGAUGCCCCCUUUUGCCCCCAUAGAGCGACUGCUGUCCAGAAUGCCUCCAUGGCUGCAUUUGCCUGACGACAAAAGUUGCAUGCUCACACUGUCUCCCUUAGACAUCCUGUUUUUCAACCCACCCACAGUGGCCCCAAUUGCAAUACACAGGAGAGGCAUUCGUGUGCGAAAUGGGGUUGCUUAAAUUGCAUACCUUCAGGUUUAGGAGGGACAUUGCUGAAGUAACCGGUUGUAAGCAACCGGGCGUCUCGCUCCAUGUUUGUCAGUCUCGGGAGGAGGUUGUUCCGGCAGGUGACGCUAAAACACUCCAUACAGGUGGGAGUGUCACCUUUGGAGCGAGAGGAACACAUGUUCUAUGUGUUUAACAUUCACCCUCAUAUUUAGCACAAUGAUACAGUGUAAAUACACCACAUUUACACUGUUAAAACUUAGUUUUCCACAAACCGCAGCAUUCAUGCGAUACAAAGUAUCUAUCAGUCUGCUGAUAGAUUAGGUUAGCGUGCAGAGCUCACAGCUCGGAGACCCGAGUUCAAUCCCACCCUUGGCCAUCUCUGUGUGGUGUUUGCAUGUUCUCCUCGUGCAUGCAUGGGUUUUCUCCGGGUACUCCGGUUUCCUCCCACAUUCCAAAAACAUGCUAGGUUAAUUGGCGACUCCAAAUUGUCCAUAGGUAUGAAUGUGAGUGUGAAUGGUUGUUUGUCUAUAUGUGCCCUGUGAUUGGCUGGCCACCAGUCCAGGGUGUACCCUGUUUCUCACCCGAAGACAGCUGGGAUAGGCUCCAGCACCCCCGCCAUCCUCGUGAGGAUAAGCGGCAGAAAAUGAAUGAAUGAAAAGUAGUACAACACAUUGUUGCUUAGCAUUAGUUCAACCUAACUACCGUUUCCACUUGGACGCAUUUCACUGCAGCACACAACGUUCCAUGGGAGAGCAGCUGUCUUUGUUCAUGUCCUCAUUAGCUGCAUUUCCAAUGAUGAAUCAACCCUAAACUAUUAUCACAGGCAAACAUGACAUCUUGAACCUUCGGUUACCUUCAGCAACAGGGAGAGCGGGCUCCUCGGGCUGCAGCAGGUGGCGGUAAAUUGAGCGCUGACCCAACUCCACCCAGUUACUGUGGCUAUAGAAGUCCUGGUGUCAAAUCAAAUGCAUAAUUAUGCAAACCAGUCCAUUUCAUGUAAUUAUUGGAGUGAUGCUGUGUACCUGCAAGGAGUGAAAUAGCUGACCCAAGCUGUGGCGGGCACUUUGGUACUCAUUGGCCCGCACUGACAACAAGGUUUGAGUCCAGAACCUGCGCAGCAUUGCCAUGGCACUGUCCAUUUGCUCAGAAUCAAAGUGGUACACAGGGUCGGACCUGGUGGAGCUCAGGAAGUCCAUUUCUGCAUUGGACUUCACCACCUCCCCCACAGCUCUCCAAAAGGCUCGUCCCAGUCUGGUCUGCAAAGGAUGAAACCUUGUAAAACCUCUUCAAAUUACUUUUAAAUUGUCUUAACUUUCCGAUUGUUUUAUUUCAUCAUAGUCUUCCCUCUGAAUGUUGCAGCGCACCUCGUCCUCAGCAUGGUCUCCUUUGUCUUUCUGGAUGUCCUUCAAAGUGUCAAGCGUGACAUUGAGGAUGGCUCGCUCAGUGAUGUGCUGGUGUGUGUACGAAUCCCAGGACAGCGUCAACACCCGAGACCAAAAGUUGGGGAGGAAGCACGUGCACGGGAAAGCCAGGAGGAGAAGGGAAAACAAUACUGGAAGAGUCCUGUGGACGUGACAUCAUAAUGAACCGCUGUGGUCUGCUCACUACCAGCAAGGAGCCAGUUCCUCUAAAGGGCAUUGAAGUAGAACUGGAGGUGAAGGACCACGUGGCCACAGUGGUGUCCACUCUGCACUAUGAGAACAAGGAGGACAAAGCCAUAGAGGCUGUUUUUGUCUUCCCUCUGCCCGGAGAUGCUGCUGUCUGCCAUUUCAGCGCUAAGGUUGGACAGACUGAGAUCGUAGCUGAGGUGAAGGAGAAACAGGAAGCUCGUGAGGAGUACGACGACGCAUUGAGCUCCGGGCAGCAGGCCUUCCUGCUGGAGGAGAGCGAUCAGAGCCCAGAUAUCUUCUCUCUCAGUGUGGGCAGUCUUCCUCCAGGAGAGAGCGCCUCCAUCAGGCUUGAAUAUGUCAUUGAGCUCGCCGUGCAGGCGGAUGAUGCGCUGAGGUUUUGUUUGCCUGCAGUGCUCAACCCUCGCUACCAGCCUCAGGGGAGCGAAGGUGGCGCCGUCCAGGUGACCGCUGUCCCCGCCUCUCAGGUGCCCUACAGUCUGUCCUUCUCUGCCCGGGUGUCCUCUCCUCGUCAGGUCUCCAGAGUGGACUCCAACUGUUCCCUGGAGCCUCUGCAGUACCUCAACGCAGAGCAAAGCCAGGCUGCUGUUAAACUGGCUGAAGGACACAAGUUUGACAGGGAUGUUGAGCUGCUGAUUUACUACAAAGACGCCCACCGGCCAGCUGCUGUGGUGGAGGCAGGACAGGCGUCUGCCAAGCCUGGCACACUGAUGGGGGAUGCGGUGGUGAUGCUGAGCGUGUACCCUGAGUUCCCCCAGGCUGUGAUGUCUUCACUGGCAUCUAGUGGAGAGUUUGUGUUCGUACUGGAUCGAUCUGGAAGUAUGGAUUGUUCUCUCAACAAAAAACGACAGAAUGAGACUCGCAUCAGCAGUGCCAGGGAUACCCUUCUGCUGCUUCUGAAGAGCUUACCAAUGGGCUGCUACUUCAACAUCUACAGUUUCGGGUCCAGAUUUGAACAUAUCUUCCCUAAGAGUGUGGAAUACAAUGAGAAGACCAUGGAAGAGGCUCUGAAGAAAGUCAAGGAAAUGAAGGCUAACCUGGGAGGAACAGAGAUCCUUCAGCCGCUCAAACACAUUUACAGCCAAACCUGCAUUGCCAAUCACCCAAGACAAGUUUUUGUCUUCACUGACGGCGAGGUGGGGAACACCAAAGAGGUUAUGAGCCUGGUGAAGAAGAAUUCCGCCACCCACAGGUGUUUCUCUUUUGGGAUUGGGGAAGGGGCCAGCACUGCUCUCAUCAAUGGAUUGGCUAAGGAGGGAGGAGGUCACCCUCAGUUCAUCACAGGAGCUGACAGGAUGCAAGCAAAGGUGAUGCAAUCGCUGCAAUUUGCUUUGCAACCAGUAGUGGACGACAUUUCAGUCAGGUGGGAUCUGCCAAAGGGAGUGUCCGUCACUGUCCUGUCUCCACCUCUCACGGCUAUUUUCCAGGGUCAAAGAUCACUCAUUUAUGCUCAGCUCACUGGACAGUAUUUCUCUCCGCAGAGUUCAGAGUCAACCGAUGGCUGUGUAAGUGUCGAGUACAGCCUAGCAGGUCAGCCGUACCAAAACCAUCUCCGCUUCUCACUGCAGCCCACAGAGGAAGCUGGCAGAUUAACCAUCCACAGACUGUGUGCUCGAACUCUGAUUUGCUGCUUGGAGACACGGGAGACAGAGCACAGCAGAGAGCCGGAUGAGGCAGUGAAGGCCCAGGUGGUGGAGGUCAGCGUCCAAUCAGGAGUGAGCAGCUCCUUCACCGCCUUCAUUGCGGUCAACAAAGCCAGCAAGGAAGCCAUUCAAGGACCUCUUCUGCGCAGAAAUGUUCCAGUAUCUUUAGCCUUGUGUUCUGGUUUUGCUGUCAAUGUGAAGAGAAAAGGCAGGUUCGCAGCUCCCCGUGGUCCUCCCAGGAGGUGCAUUGACGCCUGUGAUGAUGUUGAAGAAGAACAACCUGAAAUGAGUUCCAAAGGAGCUAUGAAGAAAAGCAAGCAGCAGCAGGAAGCAAAAUCAAGGGGAGGUAUUUUCCAUUCAGUCAGAAAGAUGUUGCAAGGACGUGGGAAGGAGCCUGAUAUGCAGAGCAUGAGGAAUCCUGCUGAUACUUGGGUUUCACACAGCCCGCUACCCGCAGACCCUUAUCUGCAGUUGGUCUCCCUCCAGAAGGCGUCCGGCAGCUGGGAGCUCAAUCCGGCUCUGGCUGCUGCGCUAGGAAAGCCCAAAGAGGAGGUGGAAAAGAUGAAGCCUGCAUCGGCGAAUAAGAACGUGUGGGCCACUGUUCUGGCUCUGGUCUGGCUUCAUGGCUUCAAGUCGGACGCUGAGGUCGAAUGGAAGCUUCUCGCCAGGAAGGCUGUGUCGUGGCUCCUUGCUGAGAAGGAACCGCCUGUGACAGACUGUGUUGUGGCUGGAAACACUCUGUUGGGCUGCAACGUGCAAAAAGACACUCUGGGCCUUUGAGUAGUCCAAUAAAAUGAAGGGGAUCUUUUUGCUUUGACAGCAUUGCACUAUUUUAAUCCAGUCUGCUUCUCUCAUUAGCAUUUCUCUUUGUCAGGUUUUUCAUGGGUCUGUAACACGCCUUGUAUUAAUAUUAUCUGACACAAAGAAAGUGAUGUCAUUUCUAGAUACAAAGUUGGUGAUCAGUAGUAAUCGUUCGGCGUUACAGAAAAGUGUGGACAUGUAGGGGGGGGUUUUCCCACAUGAAAGUCACGCAUGUCACCUUGUGUUGUUUACAAGUUAAUAAUGCUGGCUGAGCCGUUUCCUUCUUAGCACUAUUACAGCAUUUCUUGUGUUGCUGCUGUGUUUUGCAAUGUACGGUUAAUAAAUGACCAUCUUAAGCAGGGGUCUCAAACUCAAUUUACCUGGGGGCCACUGGAGCUAGGGUCAGGGCGAGGCUGGGCCGCAUCAGGUUUUCCAAAAAAAAACAAACAAAAAACGCAUUUAUUAAAAACAGAAAAAUGAAUAAACUUUGCUUUGGUCCGAUUUUCUACAAGAAAAGCUCUGAUAAAACAUUCCACUAUUUUUCUACACAAAA